AAUAAAAAAGCGAGAUCCUUCUUCCCGAGAUAUAGAGAGCAGCCGAUCCAUCGAUCGAGAGAGAGAGGGAUCGGCUAUGGCGACGGAGCGCGAGAAGGAGCGGGAGGCGGAGCUGGAGAGCGCAAUGUACACCAACUGCCUCCUACUAGGGCUGGAUCCGGCGAUCCUCGGCAUGGGCGCUGGCGGCGGCGGCGGCAGCCCCCGCGUCGGUCACUUCCGCCACUCCAACCCCCGGAUGGGCGAGCAGCUCCUCUAUUUCCUCCUCUCCGCUCUCCGGGGCCCAGUCCAAUCCGCCAAGGAUUUCGACAAGGUGUGGCCGAUCUUUGAUUCGGCCCAAUCCCGGGACUUUCGAAAGAUUGUGCAAGGGAUCAUAAGUGAGCUGGAGUCCCAAGGGGCAUUGCCAAGGAGUAAUUCUAGGGUUUCGUCGCUUGCAACUUGUUGUGGGCCGAGAUUUGUUGAGCUUUUGUGGCAACUUUCCGUGCAUGCCUUACGAGAAGUUCAUAAGAGAACAUUUGCUGCUGAUGCAGCUUCUAACCCUCUACCUGCUCCACUAACUGAUGUUUCAUAUUUGCAUGCAGCUGCAUUACUUCCUGUGACCAAGGCUAGAAUAGCUCUCGAGCGAAGGAGAUUUCUGAAAAAUGCAAAUAUUGCUGUUCAUAGGCAAACUAUGUGGUCUAACUUAGCCCAUGAAAUGACCGCCGAGUUUCGUGGCCUUUGUGCUGAAGAGGCCUAUUUGCAGCAAGAGUUAGAAAAGCUACAGGAUAUGAGAAACAGAGCCAAGUCAGAAGGGGAAUUGUGGGAUGAUCGCAUCUCUGGCUCUUCUGGUCAGAAUUCCCAUCUAGUAUCUAAGGCGACUCGCCUUUGGGAAUCAUUAUUAGCUCGCAAGAGUCAACAUGAAGUUUUAGCUUCUGGCCCUAUUGAGGACUUGAUAGCCCAUCGUGAACAUAGGUACCGCAUCUCUGGAACAUCUUUGCUUGCAGCCAUGGAUCUAAGUUCACAUGUUCCUUAUUCAGAUGUGCUAUCAGUUCGCACUGGCGAAAUGUCUCCACCCAUAGAUAAUCGGGAGCAAACGGAUUCGCCUCAGUUUCAAGGGAAAAAUGAAAAUCUUUCUAGGGCAGAUGACAGAAGUGGGAGAGUUCACCCCACUGUUGAUGUAGCCGAAAUUCUUAGACGUUGGACUCAUGCUUUACAACGUAUUCAUAAACAAUCACUUCACUUGGCUAAGGCUAAUGAUGGGGAGGGCCCAGAACUACUUCGUAGUACAUCUGACACCAGUGCAAGUGGUCAUGCUGAGUCAUUGGCUGCAACCCUUGCAGAACAUCGGCAACAUUUAGUUAGCAUACAGGGCCUCAUCAAUCAACUGAAGGAAGCUGUUCCAGCAAUGCAGAAGUCAAUAUCAGAGCUCACCGAAGAAGUAAACAGUAUUUCUUCAACUACAAUGGAUGAGUAUGAUGCUAGAUCAAACUCACCCAUGCAGUCUCAAAGUAUUGGAAGACCACUAAAACAGGAAAAUACCAAUGAUGAAGCUGCAGAGAUGACUUCUAAACUCUCCUUUGUCCAGCUUGAUAAAGUUUCAACUAGCCCGACUCUGAAGCUUCCUCAUUUGUUUAGUUUAACUCCAAAUUCAUCAGGGAAAGGCAUGCAUGCACCAAAACGGCAUGCAUUAACUACACAAUCCAACCAAGAAGGUCUACCAGUAGGGAAAUCAAUUGCACAGCACUUUACAAAAGCUCAAACUGAUGGUGCACCUCAAGAUGGUGAUGGUUAUUAUGCUCGGAACCUUAGGCGUUCUGUUCGUGAAGCUGCAUUGUCAAAGCCGUCAAACAACACAGAAUGGUCCCAAGAUAAAAGCAGUGACGAUGAGUCUGAACACUUUUUCAUACCUCUCUCAACAGACCUUUCUCGAAAAGAAGUAGAUGCCAUUCCGAAUCGAAGAAAACAGCGAUUGGUUUUCUCUCCACCAGAAAUCCGUGUCUCGAGGAAUACAAAAGAUCUCCAUUCUAACACUGAGAGCCAGUUAAAUUCAGUGCCAGUUGUGUCAGAUAAAUUGGAUGGACUUGAUGAUUAUGGAAACCCGACACAACUGGUUCAGCCAGCUCUUGGUAAUGUGCGGAGCACAUUUACUGACAUUGAUGAUGGUCUGGAUCAAGUGUUCUCUCCUCCAUUGCUAAUGGAAUCAUCGUUCUUCCAAGAUACAUACGAGGACUUGCUUGCGCCAUUAUCUGAAACCGAUGCUGCCUUAAUGGAGCUUUAGCGUCCGGGAUGAGUUCGUCGCAGUUGUCUAUUACUUGAUGCUCAGCAGCCAGAUAGAAUGUUCAGAAUUCUUUACAGUCCUCGUGUUUGAGGACCAACACGUCUGUAUAUCCGCCAAGCUUCAGCAUGCGGACUUGUGUGGUGGAAAGGUGAGUGAAGAGUUUAUUCUCUGGAGGCAUGGAAUUGCUUUUGAGUUCAUUGGGGUGGGUGAUGUACUAACAUCGAUGUACGCUAGAGAUGCCCAGCCAUUUCUGUAGUUAAUUUACAGCAGCUGUAAUUGUAUUGUAAUAAGUCAAAGUCCACUUUUCCAAGUGCCUUUUGCCAUC
Messenger RNA from Elaeis guineensis (African oil palm), 2579 nucleotides. RefSeq names its product AUGMIN subunit 6. Gene Ontology annotation, molecular function: microtubule binding. Gene Ontology annotation, biological process: spindle assembly. NCBI's taxonomy places the organism in Eukaryota, Viridiplantae, Streptophyta, Magnoliopsida, Arecales, Arecaceae. The record is from RefSeq and is a predicted model, not a curated record. Gene Ontology annotation, cellular component: mitotic spindle microtubule; HAUS complex.